AAAUAACUACUGUUUAUUGAUAAAGCACUGAUAUGAUCUAUUUUUAUCCCUCUCCACACUGCACAGCCCUUUUUUAUCUUACAGGCCCUUCAAAUAGCUUCAUGUUGCCUGUUAUAAAGUAAUCAGCUGACAUUUCAAAGUAGAGAAUCUAUUCCCUGACCUUUCUGUGUUUACCGAGGCAUUUUGAGAGAGCUUUACAGAGAGCUUUCUCUACUUUCAUCUCUUAAAUAUGUGAGCCUGGAACCAAUCACUUGCCUUUGAACUGAGGACUCGGGGGAAACUAACAGUCCAUGAUGCAGCAAAAUUAGAAAAACUAUUGGUAGAGAGUGACUCACUGUUAUAAAAAGCUUGUGAGAAAGUUUGAUUUCAAUGUAAUGAACCAGUUAAUUUUGAUUUUUGACUUUUAGAUGCACAUAUUUUGCCAUUUUCUCUCCUAAGCAAUCGCAGUUAGAAUACAUUUCCAAUUAUUUAUGGCUAUGGCUAUCUAUGGCUAUGAGAGCUUGGGUUAUCCAAUUGCCAUUCACUAGCUAUUAGCUUCAAGCGGUAUAUCAUGUAAUGUACUAAGAAGGAACUGUCUGUUUUCUGAGGGCCAAACAUAGCUGAACUGAACUUGCUGUGUAAUGUUUUUUAAGUCUUAAAAUAACACCUGGUCUGUGUCACAUCAUGGGAGAGGGUUGAUUUAGGGCAACGCUGAGCUAAUAUCCCCCCUUUGAGAAAUAAUUGAUGAGCAAACUGUGUGUGUGUGUGUCUGUGUGUGUGUCAGUGUGUGUGCGUGCGCGCCUGUUAUUUUUGUUCCAUGGACAGAAGGAAGCAUGCUCCAUUCCACUUGCCUGGGCAUCAUAAUGCUAUUAUACCACAUUAUGAGACAAUAAAGUGGUUGCACAAACAUCCCAGCCAGUGCUCAGACGCACAAUGUGAGUUUGCUCUCACCAAUACCACAACAUUAACACACUGCAUGUUGCUAGGUAACUAAUGGAUAGAUAUAAGUGGGAACGAUGACCACCCAACUUCAUUACAGGAGGUGCUUAGUGCUAUAAUUUAAUCAGCAUUUACAAAUUAUGGUUACUCUUCAUCAUUUUGUUGCCAUGGUCCUCAGACAGACUUCAUUAAUUUGUUUGACCUGAAUCUAUUUAAAUCUAUUUAUUGUAUUAAUGUAUACACUUAUCAAACCAUUUAUAAACUCACAAAAAAACAACUGACUACAAAAAUCACCUCAUACUAAACAAAAUAGUUGAUAUGUUGCACCAAAAGAGUGCAAUUUCUACUUACUAAAAGAAGAGAUAAAUGUUCCUCCUUGCAGGCGGGUGAAUAAUUACACUAUCUAACCAUGGAUCAUACAUGAUCCUUGCCUCCCACGUUAUGGCAGGAUAAUUGUGUUGCCAUGGCGAUGCAAUCUGCUCCUAUCACUUUGGUCCUACACCAGAUUGGAAGCAGAGGGAAGUCCACAGCCUCAGAUUCAUCUGCUUUGUUAGGUGUAAUAAACGGAUGGAGAAGUGGUUUGCUGAGAGUUUUCAGUAAACGUAUGGGCAGAGGUUGACUGUGUGUGUUUAUUCUCUUAAUAAAGGGCAGAGAAGUGUGAUGCGGUUAUUAUCAUUAACUUAUUAUUCUGCUGGACGCAUGCUGUGUGGCGAAGCAUUGUUCAAACCACAGAAAUGUAUCUUCAAAUCACAAGACCUUUCUCAGCACAUGAAGUUGCUAGUUGUCAUGGAAUUGCAGAUGUUCAAGUUUUUAAUUUUUCUGAGCACUUUAAGGACUUCUUGUCCACAUUGGCUUGAAAGACUUGUUCAAACUUGUUCAUAUUCCAUUUGCUGAAGAAGACCAUGUGAUAAGAUCGAAAGCUUCAAAACAGCUACUCAACUUGUGAUGAGAUUGUAAGCUGUGAUGGACAAAAAGCUCUUCAAGUGGAAAUUUGACAACUGGGCAACUCCAUGUGCUAAAGAAGAUUGUGUGAUACAAUCGAAAGUCUCAGAAAAGCUACUAAAUGGACCUUGUGGUGUUUUUAAGGUUAAGAAUGACCUUUCAAUCUUAGCUGCUAUAGCUUUGGAACAAGAAGACGCACAAUAUAAUCAUGAAUUUUUUGUUUAAAUUUGGAGAAACUUAAGAGGGAAUCUAAGUGUAAAUAUCUACAGUAUCUUGGCUCUGUUCAAUGAACAGUUGUACUCUGUAAAAAUCAAAAUUCAUGUUUUUGUUAUGUUCGGUCAGGGACUUAUUAAUUAUUUCCAAAUGUACUGUACAUUUUGAGGACGUCUGCAGAACUUCUCCAUGUUUGUGCAAACCCACUAAUAAUACCCGUAACCUCCACUUGUGGUAUAAUUUUCUCUACAUGAUACACAGUUUGAAUAUGACUGUGUGGUAAUAAAAAAGAAAGCACAAAUAUGGUGCUGUUUUUUCCAGUGUGUGGUAGGCUUCAUGCAUAUCAAUGCAACUUCUGAACGUGAACAUGGUGAGUGGGCGUGAGAGUGGAAAGCUGGGCAGCUGGGUGCCAAAGGGUUACAAAUACAUGCAGUUCCCCAGAGUGGUUCAGAGCAGACCCUCAGCAAUGAGUACUACUGUGUGUUGUGUUUAUACUACAAGCUCCCAGGACCCAAAUCAGUGUUUGAUAAGCAAAAAGGGGUGUUGUUACCAUCAUGUAGGGAAUUAAUCACCUCAUCAUAAAGUGGCUAUUUAUUUCAACAUGUGACAUUUAUCUAAUUAUGAAUUCCAGUAAGAAACCAUUUUAUUAGCUUGAGAGUAUUUCACACAGGCUUCAUUGCUGCGGACGGGCAGCAGGUGGUUUAUCUUGAUUAUUUUUUCUCUCCUGAAGGAUCCUUAACCUCUCCUCCUCCCACGCAGACCUCCCAGGCGCUCCUCUCCGCCGGAGGCUCCGUGCAGCACAAGCCGCUUGAUAGUAAAACGGGAGAUAACAGUGAAGAUGAUGAGGGGAGAUACGGUAUGUGGGCUACGCUAGUUCAUUAUCUGCUGCGUGGUGGAGAGAGAGGUAUCCACAUGACGGUGUGAGGAGCGUCUUUGGACGUGCAGAGCGUCUUCGGUGAGGACAACCAGUUGAAGACGGAAGGAUCUAAAGGCAGAGAGGAAACAUCUGACUUGAUCUUUUCUGUUUCUUUUGUAGCCUAUAGCUGAUUUUUCACAAGAGAAUUACAAGAAAGAAAACAUGCAUUUUUUCCCACGAGACCUGCCUCCUGGACCAGGUGCUGGAGCUGAUUAUGAACGAGAAGCCCCCCACUAGUGCUAGUCUUUUCCUAAACGAGGACGCAGACAAACCCCCCCUGCCAGAGAGAGGAGACUUGAGGAGGCGCCUACGCAGGGCCAUGGAGCGGAGAGCCAGCAGCAUGAAAGAAAGGAUGAGCUCCAUCAGUAGGAACAGCGUCAAAGGUUUCCUCAAGAAGAACCUGUUCGUUCUGUUUACUGUUGCCGCUGUCGCUCUGGGUGUAAUCCUAGGAUUUGCUCUACGCCCCCACAACCUGUCCCUGAGGGAGAUCAAGUACUUUGCCUUUCCUGGGGAGCUACUAAUGAGAAUGCUACAGAUGCUGGUGCUGCCUCUCAUCGUCUCCAGUCUGGUCACAGGUAUUUCCUCCUUGGACAGCAAAGCGUCAGGUAAGAUGGGUGUGCGUGCAGUGGUCUACUACAUGGUGACCACCCUGAUUGCUGUGUUCAUCGGCAUUGUCAUUGUGAUAAUCAUCCGGCCGGGAAAAGGCAGCAGGGAGAGUCCUGUGGCCAACAGUGGAAACAUAGAACCAGUUCAGGCUGCUGAUGCUUUCCUGGAUCUCAUCAGGAACAUGUUUCCUCCCAAUCUGGUAGAGGCUUGUUUCAAGCAGUAUAAAACUGUGUACAAGAAGAUUGUGCACACAAGGAACGUGACAGUGACCAUGAACCUCACCGACUCUCUCAACGUGACACAGUCGAACUUGAGCGUGAACCUCAGCAGGGUGCUGCAAUCCAUACAGGAGACAGUGGAGGAGACUGUCCCUGUGUCCGGCUCCUCUGCCGGAGUGAACGCUCUGGGUUUGGUGGUUUUCUCCAUGUGCUUCGGUCUGGUCAUUGGCAACAUGAAGCAGCAGGGCCAGGCCCUCAGGGACUUCUUUGACUGCCUGAAUGAAGCCAUCAUGAGGCUGGUGUCCAUCAUCAUCUGGUAUGCUCCAGUGGGGAUCCUGUUCCUGAUUGCAGGGAAGAUUGUGGAGAUGAAGAAUCUGGCAGAGGUGGGCGGCCAGCUGGGGAUGUACACCGUGUCGGUCAUUGUGGGUCUCCUCAUCCACGGCCUCUUUGUCCUGCCACUGCUCUACUUCCUGGUGACCAGGAAGAAUCCCUACAGCUUCAUUGGUGGCCUGCUGCAGGCACUCAUCACUGCUUUGGGAACCUCAUCUAGCUCUGCUACCCUGCCCAUCACCUUCCGCUGUCUGGAGGAGAACAACCGUGUGGAUAAACGAGUGACACGUUUUGUCCUCCCUGUGGGUGCCACCAUCAACAUGGAUGGCACCGCCCUCUACGAGGCUGUGGCAGCCAUCUUUAUUGCUCAAGUCAAUGACAUGGACCUUAACUUUGGCCAGAUUCUCACCAUCAGUAUCACAGCAACUGCUGCCAGCAUCGGAGCAGCAGGCAUCCCUCAGGCUGGCCUGGUUACCAUGGUGAUCGUAUUGACAUCGGUGGGACUGCCCACAGAGGACAUAACACUUAUCAUUGCUGUGGAUUGGUUCUUGGACCGCUUGCGUACCACCACCAACGUGCUGGGUGACUCGCUCGGGGCUGGCAUCGUGGAACACCUUUCCCGUGGAGAGCUACAGAGUCAGGAUGCUGAGGUGUGCAACUCUGUAAUCGAGGAGAAUGAGAAGCCCUACCAGCUUAUCUGCCAGGAAAACGAUUCUCUCAAUCACCGCAACAGUGAGACCACAAUGUGAAGACAAGAGCUACACCCUUAAGGACUUCAUGUACCAAAAGCAUUUUAUCUAGAAGGUGGCCUUGCAAUGGUGCAGGGACAGUCUUAGAAAAUAAUAGUUCUUGGUCAACUCAGCCAGAGCUUGGGGUAAUACAAAGCCAGGCCUGGGGCUGUUUAAUGACAGUAAAUAAAUACACAUGCUGUUUAGGGAACAGUUACACAUCCUAUGCCAACAAUGUGAUUCAGUGUUUUUGCCUGGAGUGCCAGUUAUUUGGGGGCUGUUUGAUAACAAUAUUCAAUGUCAGGCAAGCUCAAUAUCUCAAACUUCAGCUUCAUCGUGUUUUCAAAGAUUUGUAUAAUUUAUGAUCCAUUCAGUCAGAGCAUCAUAAACUCCUUACCAGCAUCAGUGUUAGAAUAUACAGUAUUAUUGUAGAGAAACAUCACCAUUAAGCAACAAUAUGUGAACCAGCUGAUUUUCCAAUCUUCUGAAUAUGUAAAUCUGCAUAAUUUGACUGUUUCUGUUGCAUGACUUAACACUUAAUACAUAUUAUUUAUUUUGCAAACACUUAUUUUUGUCAUUCUUAUUAUGACUACCUCUAAUAGGACUUGGAUAUGGAGCUUCUACAGUACUACACACAAAAAUACUCAAUGGAGCAUAUCAGCAGGAUGUAAAUACAACAAUCUCAGAAUUGUUUUGAAUCCUUUAUUUAAGUUUUGAAUAUAAUUGUUAUCUAAGUUUGCUUGCUUACAAUGUAAUUGUAAAAUUUUGAAUGUACUUGACUGUUAAACACCGGAGGUGUGACGGAGAAUCUUUGCUACUUAUUAUUUUGAAGCUGAUAUAUUUUGAAGUUGAUACAUUUAAAUUGACUUGGUAGAAUAUUUUUCAAUCAGUGCUUUCUUAGUACAUUAUAUUUGUGUGUAUUUCCUGUAUUUCUUUGGUGCUAUUGCUUUUAAACUAUGGGUACAGGACUGUACUGCUACACAGAAAUUUCACACGAAUACCUGCAGUUAUACUUGUUCUGAAACUCUUUUUUCUUUUACUUCAAUUAUCCAGUUAUCCUGGGAGAGGUAAAUAUCAAACGAGAAUGAUCAAUUUUUCUUUCUUUUUUUUUCUAGAGUAAAAGUUCAGAUUUUUUCCAUUUUAAGGUUUGAUUAAUGUUGUAUUGGAUCUUUUUUUUAAAUUACUGAUUCAUAAAGUAUAAACAACUGUAGUUUUAAGACCAUUAGAAGACUUUUGGUCAUAACAAUAUGCUUAACAUCAGUAUACCAUUUCACCUGCCUGUCUGUGUUUUCUGCUUUAUAAGUCAUACUUGAAUGUGUUAUUUCAGUUGGUUAUAUUUUGACUGGAAUAAUAUAUUGCAAGCUAAUGAUUGAUUGAUUUUUUAUCGUUUUGUGAAAAGGUACUGUGAAGAAAGUUUGUGAAUGCCUUGAGGAAUUGAAUGUACAGUUGCUUUAUGCUUUUUGGUGUUGAUUGUUUUAGAGGAAAGUGUAGUGUAUGAUUAUGAAAGUUAUAUACCAUUUAAUUGAAAGCUCUUCUGACUUUGUGUCACUUUUAUGUUCAUUAAGAUGUUUGACUUUAGUUUCGAUGCUUGAUGUUAUUUCAGUGAAAAGCUCAACAUUUUGAUGGACAGUUUAUGAAAAAUGUGACACAUAAAUGGCUCAGGAAUUGAA
Molecule: messenger RNA, 6541 nt
Organism: Siniperca chuatsi (mandarin fish)
Lineage: Eukaryota; Metazoa; Chordata; Actinopteri; Centrarchiformes; Sinipercidae
Gene: slc1a6
Product: solute carrier family 1 member 6
Exons: 12
Coding region: 3204-4892 (562 amino acids)
Biological process (GO): L-glutamate transmembrane transport
Cellular component (GO): plasma membrane
Molecular function (GO): neutral L-amino acid transmembrane transporter activity; glutamate:sodium symporter activity; L-glutamate transmembrane transporter activity
Source: RefSeq, a predicted model, not a curated record